GGUGCGGGUACCCCCAGAGGCUGAGGGAGAGGGGGUGCCGGUCCGCCGGACCACGGGCAACGGCACCACCAUGGCCAUCGCCGCGGUCACCGGGGAGGAGACCCGGCUCUGCGGGAACUGCACAAAGGAGAUCCCUGUCGCUAAUUUCAUCAUGCACGAAAUCCACUGUAGCAGAAAUAUCGAAGUGUGUCGCUACUGCAGUGAGUCAAUCCCAAAGUCUGAAAUGAAGAACCAUAUGGAAUCUGAACAUGAGCAGGUUACCUGCAAGUGUGGGAUGAAGAUAGAAAAAAGUCUCUUGAAGGAUCAUGAGGCGUCGGCCUGCCCUCUGCGCCCUGCCCUCUGCCAGUACUGUGACAUACAGCUGGCUUUCGACAAGCUCCAGGACCACGAGAUCUACUGCGGAGCCAGGACUGAGAGGUGCGGCGGGUGCGGUCGGAACGUCAUGGUGAAAGAUCUGAAAGAGCAUCCUCGAGUCUGCGGGCAAGAGGGGAAACAAGUGAGAGGGAGCAGGAGGGCGCCUCGCUACCAGGAUGAGGAUGCAGGUCUGCGCGCCCUUCGAGACAUUAGAAACAGACUGAGAUCAGAGGAUGAACUGGAGCAGCUGGAGAGGAAUGAAAACGCUCGUUCUGCGCUUUAUGAAGAGUGGAACCCCGACUUAGACUACGUGUUGGCUCUCAGCCUACAAAAUGAGAAUUAUCCUCACAAUAACACCGCAGCUGAAAUUCCCAGGGACUUCUGGGAGAACUACUACACCAAAGAAUCCAUGCCAUCGGCCUGUCUGAACGAACCAGACAAGUCAAACAUCUUCUCCUGUGACUCUUUAGUGUCUUUUAGCACAGCAAACCACAUAAAAAACGACGAGAUCAUCAUGUUGCCGUGCGAAUUUUGUGAGGAGCUGUACCCUGCUGAAGAUCUGAUUCUUCACCAGACAGGUUGUAACCCAGCAAGUGCCUUUGCCUCGUUCAGUAAAAGAAGUUCUUCUCCAAAUCCACGAGAAUAUGAAGGUCUACGUGCUGUUGGGUCCAAGGGCUGGAGGUCUCUCUCUUCAUCCCAGCCCCAAGCUGUCCAGGCAGAAGGAGACAUUAUGAUCCCAUGUGAAUUUUGUGGCAUCCAGCUCGAAGAGGAGACUCUCUUUCAUCAUCAGCACCACUGCGACCUGCGCCCAGCCAGCCCCGCAGGCAGCUUCCCACCCCGGCACCCACCAGCUCCUCAAGCCAACAGGGAGAGAAGAGACUCGCCCGAGCUGGCACGGAGGAGAAUCAGGCAUCAAGGAGAUGUUUCUCCUCGGUGCAUAGAAGGCUUUGGGCAGCAGAGGCUCAGCUGUCCUGCAGGAGGGACCAAGUUACUCAAUAAUAUGGCAAACAUCAGGAAUGCACCAUUGUCCUCUUCAGCCAGAGCCAGUGACGCUUCCGAGGCCAGAGGGAAGCCCAGGAAGGUGACUGGUGACGAGGGCAGACCAAAGAACAGAGGUGCAAGAGAAGCUGCAGGUGGGACAACGCCACGUGUGAGACCUACUCAGAACUUCCGUUCAGAAGCCUUCACAUCCAGCUUCUCCAGAACUUCUCCAGCCCAGUCAAGCACCAGCAGCGCAGGAGGAAGGAGCCCGGGGGUGUCGGAGGGUCCCGUUGGCUUCAGGCACAGGAGCACAAAGGCCAAAUCCCAGGGCCCAGCGUCCGAUCACCCGGGGGAGAAGUGACCCACCACUUAGAGAAAACACACUGAGCACCCUGCGUACUAUUGCUGUGCACUCCAGUGCUUCUUAUCCGAGUGCAAGUAAAAUUCCUGUAUCUCUGUGUCAUUGAAGACUUUCUAUGAAUUUACAUUUUUAUAGGCAGUGAUCAUUCUCUCUCUCUCUCUAUAUAUAUAUAUCUGUAUUUUUAAUGUGAGAGUGUACUACAGGUUUUUACUUGUGUCAUCUCCACAAGUGAUGUCCCGGGGCAGCAGAUACACCUCUGGUUGUUUCUGCACCAGCUCUCUGUGACACCCGGUGACAGUGCUGACGUACAUGCUGUGUCCCACCGGGGGCUGGGGGGUGUCUGUGCCUCCAGCUCCUUGUCCCGGCUGUUCCCGGGGCGCCCAGGACACGGACGGGGGGAUUAUCGUUGUCAGUGGAUAAGCCCUGAGCCUGUAGCUGGUUAAAUGCUUUUUAAUGCUGUAUUAGUCCAGGCUUUUUAAAUUCCUUGUAAUAAAAUUUAUCUAAUGAUGUCCCAAA
Messenger RNA from Calidris pugnax (ruff), 2212 nucleotides. It is a transcript of the gene TRAFD1, whose product is annotated as TRAF-type zinc finger domain containing 1. The coding region runs from base 71 to 1696 and encodes 541 amino acids. The record is from RefSeq and is a predicted model, not a curated record. The transcript has 11 exons. NCBI's taxonomy places the organism in Eukaryota, Metazoa, Chordata, Aves, Charadriiformes, Scolopacidae. Gene Ontology annotation, molecular function: zinc ion binding.